AUGCUAUUUAAUUACACUAAAAUAAUUUAUAAAAAUGUCUUGAUUAUUUUUUUAUACAUACUUUUUUAUGAGUCGUACUAUUGUGGAAAAGAAAUAUCUAAUUGGAACUAUAGGUUAAUACCUUUUAGUAUUAAUUCAAAACAAAAAAAUUUUUUUUAUUUUAUUAAAAGUAAUUCAAAUGAAUUAGUAAACAAAAAAAAGUUUAAAUCAAAGUUGAUAAAUAUAAAAGAAAAAAAAAAAAGACUGUUUACUACAAACAUAACCAAUCUUCAUGAUAACAAUAUUCCUGAAGAAUAUAUUAAGAAUAAUAUACCUCCUGAACCAAUAUACCCGUAUAUUACCGUACCUGAUAACUUAUAUACAAAAGAGAAAAAUAAAGAUAAAAAAGAUGAAGAAAAAUAUCCUGACUUAAGAAAAAUGACCUUUGAGGAAUUCAAGAAGUGGAAUGAUAAUGAAAUAAAAAAAGUAAAACAAUUACCAGAUCCGACAAUUGUUGAUUUUAUAGAGGAUAUAAAAUAUGAAAAAUAUAUCCAUCCAUCUCUAAUUAAAUAUGUUGAUAAAAAAAAUCAAAGAUAUAUGCUUUAUUCUUUAGAUAAAAAAAUUAAUAAAACUAAUCAAAAGGCUACAUUAAAUUGUUUUAAUGAAAAUGAUCUUGAUAAUGAUUUAACUGAAUAUGAUUGUGCUUUUAAAGGUAUUGGACCGUGGCCAUCAACAGACGAAUUAAAAAAACAUGACGAUAUUUUUGAAUUUGAUAAAACUGAUUUAGAAAUGGAAUAUAAUAUAACUUAUUGUAAAUCAAAUUAUCGUGAAUAUAAAGAAAAAAAUAUUAAUAAAAAAAUUAGUAAUAUAGAAAAAGAAAGUUUAAAUAAAGACAAUACAUAUUUAGAUAAUGUGGAAAAUGAUAAUAGUAUUAAUUCUGAAGGAGAAUUUAUUGAUGAUAUAGAAGAUAGUGAACAUGAUUUAUCAGACAAUAUAAAAGAAAAUUUAACAGAUCAGAAUAAAAAUGUAAGUAAAAGUAUUCCAAAUAAAUCAAGCAUAUCUGAGAUAAGAAAAUUAUAUUAUAAAAAAGAAGUAAAAACAAUUAAAGAGGCAAAAGAAGAAAUAAUAAAAUGGGAUGAAAGAAAAAAACAUUCUAGGAAGAAAUGGAAUUUAACAAAUGAAGAAAUAAACCUGUUACCAAAACAUUAUAAGGAAUUAUAUUUUGAAAAACAUAAAGAAUAUGAAAAACAAAAAAAAGAUUUAUGGAGAAAAUGGCAUGAAAAUUCAGUAGGGGAACAAGUUUUACUUGAUUUAAGUGAAUUACAUCAUUCAGAAAAUGAUAAUAAUGAAAAAAUAGAUAUUGAAAAAAAUAACACAAAAGAAGAAAGUGACAUAGAAACAAAUUUUGAAAAUGAUUCAGAAAUUAAACUUCAAAAUUUUAGAUUAUUAGAAAAUAAUGUUUUAUAUAGUAAAGUAAAAUCACCCAUUGAAAAUAUCUUAUAUGAAUGGGAUGAUCCUCUUAAUUGUAAAUGGAGAAAAAGAGCUGAAGAAGUAAUAAGAGAUGUAAUUAUGUAUGAUUAUCCAUUUAAAGAAUUACGAAGACCAUCAAAUUUAGAUUUAUAUGAUGUUACUUGGUAUGCUGGAAAACUAGACAUCUUUGUUACUACAGAAGAAGAAAAAAAUUAUAAAAUUUCCUUAUUUGAUUUAAAACAAUUAGUUAAAAAAAUUGCUGAAAGAUUAAAAGAAUUAGAGAUUGACGAAGAAAUUUUUAUUUUGCCAUUUUUUGAAUUAGUUGUUUCAUCACUCCCAAGCAAAAAUAUAUUAGUAUGUAGAAGAGAUUGGAAUAAUAAUAUAGGAAAAGAUGUUACUGUUUUUUUUAAAGACAAUAUUUUUCAACCAGUUGAUGGAAUUUUAUUAGGAUCUCCUAGUGCUUUUCAUCUAAUCAUUAAUAGAUAUGAUGAACAAAUAGAAAAUUUUAUAAUAAAUGAUAUUGAUAAAAUUAUUCUAAAAGAUACAAAGGAUAAUAUAGGUGAAAAUUUCAUGUUAAGAGCUGGAAUAAAUACAAAGGAGAAAGUAGGAAAUGAAAAAGAUAAGGAUGAUAAUGUAGAUAUGAAUAUAAAAAAAGAGUUAAGAGAAAUAGAUGAAGAAAAUAAAGAUAGUGAAUUCAUUAAAGAAGAUAAUAAAGAAAUAGAAGAUUUAGAAUUUAACGAAAUAAAUAAAUUAAAGAAUAUAAAUAAAUCGUUGAAAGAUAUAAAUGAUAAUGAAAUUAAAAAUAUUAAUAAUAUAGAUGAUGAUAAUAAUGACUUAGUAAAUUCAUUUAUUGAUGAUGAAGAAGCAGAUGAUGAUGAUAAUGAUGAUGAAAUAGAUGCAUACGAUAACGAAUUUGAUGAUUAUAUGCCAGAUGAAUAA
Messenger RNA from Plasmodium gallinaceum, 2388 nucleotides. RefSeq names its product conserved Plasmodium protein, unknown function. Lineage: Eukaryota; Apicomplexa; Aconoidasida; Haemosporida; Plasmodiidae. The coding region runs from base 1 to 2388 and encodes 795 amino acids. The record is from RefSeq and is a predicted model, not a curated record. The transcript has 3 exons.